AUGGGCGUCCACGAGCCGACGCGCUUCUUGGCGCCGGCAUUUCCGCCUCGCAGCGUCCGGACGAUUGUGCUGUCCUUUAUCGGCACAUGUUUCUUCUUUUCGUUUUACAGACUCUCGGUGUUGCCCGACCCGGGCUACUACCCUCACUACAUCUACGACCACAUUGCCAACUACUUUGAGCCCGGCGUCUACAACAACACGCUCUACCAAAAUGGCACCGAGGCCGCCGUCCACCCGCACUGGAACUUUAGCCAGCCCUGCCAGGGCUUUCCGAGCACAGAGGACGUCAUGGUCGUGAUGAAGACGGGCGCCACCGAAUCGUUUGACAAGAUGCCCACCCAGCUGCUCACCAGCCUGCAAUGCAUCCCCGACUUUUUGCUCUUUUCCGACUUGGAACAACAAAUCGGCAAAUAUCACAUUUACAAUGUGCUGGACCGCGUCGAAGACAUCCUGAGCAGCGACCGUGCCGAGUUCCUCCUCUACCAGGCCCAGCAAGACUGUCCCAUUUCGCAAAAAGAGUGCACCACCGGCAUGCCCGGAGGUUGGGAUCUCGACAAGUACAAGUUUCUCAACAUGGUGCUGCGCACGUGGGAGAUGCGUCCCAGCAUGAAGUGGUACGUCUUUGUCGAGGCCGACACCUACGUUGUCUGGGCCAACCUCAUCGAAUGGCUCAACACCAAGAUGGAUGCGACCGAUGAUGUCUACGUCGGCGGCAUCGCAUUCUUAAACAAUCUACCUUUUGCCCAUGGAGGCACCGGCUACGCCAUCUCCGGUGUCCUGCUCGAGCGGCUCGCCGAGCACGUCAAGCAGAUUCCGGCAAAGGUGCUGAACGAAAUGGCCAUGCACACCUGCUGCGGCGACGCGCUGCUCGCCGACGUCAUCGACAAGCUCAACGUGUCCGUGCUGCGGGCCUCGCCCAUGUUCAACGGCGAGAAGCCCAACACGCUGCCCUUCAGCCCGCGGGACUGGUGCCAGCCGCUCUUCACGCUGCACCACAUGAACUCGGAGGAGAUUAGCGGCGUGUGGCAGUACGAGCAGACGCGCACCAAGGCGGACCCGCUGCAGAUCCGCGACGUCUACCACGCCUUUGUCGGGCCCAACCUGGUCCCGCGCCGGCCGCAGUGGAACAACCUGGCCGAGCAGCGCUGCUUCGAGACGCCCGAGGACGGGCGCGGCGUCGUCGAGAAGCACGCGCACGAGUCGGCCGAGGCUUGCGCGCGCGUCUGCCUCGCCGAGGGCCUCGCCGUCGACGCCGAGGCGUACGAGAAGCUCCGCACCGACGACGAGCGCGACUGGUACCUGCAGCAGCGGUACCGCCGCCAGUCGUCGACGGAGCGCGGCGCCAGCGUCGCCAGGGACCGCAGCUGCUUCAGCUGGCGCUACCGCGACGGCAAGUGCUGCACCAGCGACAGCUUCCGCCUCGGCUACCCCGUGAGCGCCAAGAAGGAGGACGACGCCACCAGCGGCUGGUUCGUCGACGGCAUCAACAGAUGGAUCGAGGAGCACGGCCAGUGCGACGAGGGCACCGAGUGGGUGACGCCCGUCUGCGUCGGCAAGUGGUGCCCGGACGAGAUGGAGAAGCAGCGCAAGCAGAUGGAGAUGAAUGAGCAGGCAAAGGAGGAGAUGCUCAAGAAGUUUGGCUUGGAGCUGGCAAAACCAAACGACGGAGAGGGAGGGGACGAGGACGAGGGCCUGCGAUGA
Molecule: messenger RNA, 1701 nt
Organism: Akanthomyces muscarius
Lineage: Eukaryota; Fungi; Ascomycota; Sordariomycetes; Hypocreales; Cordycipitaceae
Exons: 2
Coding region: 1-1701 (566 amino acids)
Source: RefSeq, a predicted model, not a curated record